AUGCCUAUUAAAGUGCGUGAGCACUUAAAACUCAUUACGUACCGCGAUAGUUCCUCCGCGAAAAAACAACCAAUCAUCUCCACACACCUGUCGCCCGAACCAAUCUGUCCGGUUCAGCUGGAGGGCGCCGUCCGCGACCUGCUUUUCACGUCCCGCUCUCUUUCCGCCACGCCCUCUGUACCACAUUGUCGCAUGGCGGGAAGCCGCUUCGACCUGCUCGCGCCGGCGCGCGGGCCUCCCCCCCGGGAUGCCCCCGAACGCGGGCCGCGGCGUCGCCGCGAACGCCUGGACACAUCGGGUCCGCGAGUCGUCGCGCGCCGUGGAAACGUCAGCUCCGCCGCGCCGAACCGGACCGAGGGGAGGGGCAAUCGGCGCAGGAAGCUGCCCUCGACCGUGUUGGUCAGCAGCGUGGAAGAGUGCAGAAGGGUAGUCACGCGGCUGUCCAGGUUCGACCGCGUGGCUGUGGAUUGUGAGGGCGUCGCGCUGAGCAGGAAGGGCAAGUUAUGCUUGGUGCAAGUUGCCAGCGUCGACGGGAUUUUCUUUUUCGACGUUGUUGACGAGAAGCAUGGGAGGCAGAUUUUCGAGGAGGGAGGCUUGAGACGGUUGCUUGAGAAUGAUAGGGUCUCGAAGGUGAUGCAUGAUUGCCGCCAUGAUUCGGAUGCACUGUUUCAUCAAUUUGGCGUCAGGCUGGGGCCGGUGGUUGAUACGCAGGUUGUGUUUUCAGAAUUGCGGAAGGCGCGUGGGAUGGAGGAGGGUUUACCAGUCAGUAUGCGGACUUUACUGAAGAAAUUCACGGGCGCGAGUGAGGAGGAUUUGGUCGUGAAGGUUGCAGUUAGAGAUCAGAUGUCAGGCGAUAAGGAGCUUUGGCAGAGGAGGCCGCUGGGGGAGAAGGCAAUGCAAUAUGCGAGGAUAGAUGUUGAACAUUUGCUGUUUCUGGAAGAGCUGCUGAGGGGAUACUUGUUUGAUGCGGAUCGCAAGGCAUGGGAGACGGUGAGGGAGAAGAGUACAGAAUAUGUCAUGGUUUACAGAGAUGAUGAGGAUGGGCCCAGGAAAGCCCAAGUUAGGUAUGACGAGAUGGCCAGGAUGGCCAGGAGGCAGAGGAGUAAGGCGGAUAAGCAGAAGAAGAUGGACAUGCAUCAGAGGACAGAUCCCAUGAGGAAGUUUUCGUUUGAUGCGCCCAAAGUGGUUGAGGCACUGAUCGCUAUGUAAGGGAUUAGGAGGCGCUGUGUGCGAGUGGAACAUGGUAGGAUUGACGAGGUGGUAGUGCAACACCGGAACAAGUCCUGCGACGGACCGCUUGACUUGGUUCCGAAAUACGGUAGAGGCUCGUAGUCUAUUGAAGCUAGCGCUUCAAUACUCAAACGAAGCUGCGAUGUGAGGACUCAAAAUGAAUCUGGAUCCAGCUUGAGUGACAGAAUAGAUAUCUGCACGCGGAGUUACCCAUAAAAUACCUUCGAAAAUCGUGAGAA
This is a messenger RNA of Chondrus crispus (carragheen), 1469 nucleotides long. RefSeq lists its product as hypothetical. The coding region runs from base 1 to 1209 and encodes 402 amino acids. NCBI's taxonomy places the organism in Eukaryota, Rhodophyta, Florideophyceae, Gigartinales, Gigartinaceae. The record is from RefSeq and is a predicted model, not a curated record. Gene Ontology annotation, biological process: nucleobase-containing compound metabolic process. Gene Ontology annotation, molecular function: 3'-5' exonuclease activity; nucleic acid binding. The transcript has 2 exons.